This is a messenger RNA of Paramecium sonneborni, 1256 nucleotides long. The record is from the annotation of a GenBank genome assembly. Lineage: Eukaryota; Ciliophora; Oligohymenophorea; Peniculida; Parameciidae.
AUGACAGAUAUUCAUUCAUAGAGGAAAAGUAUACAAUAAGUAUGAUUUCAUUCCAAAAUAAUAGUAAGCAUAUAUUGAUGAUCUCUUUACUAAUGACAAUGAACUUGAAGAAGAUAAAAAUUUAAUUAAAUAAUAUAACACUGCUAAGAGAGAAAGAAAAACUAUUGAAGCACAUAAACAAUUACUUGAUAAUAGAGUAGCAUUAUUGAAACAAGAAGAAAUCAGAACCUUAAAAAAGAUUGAAGAAACUCGAAAAAAGGCUUUAGAAAUUUAUUAUCUUAAAAAAAAAAACGAAGAAAAACUGAAAAAAGUAAAUCUAUCAUAAUAAAUAUAAUAGAAAGAGGAAGAAAAAGAAUAAUUAUAGAAGAAAUAAGAACAAUAAUAAUAAAUUCGAAAAUAGCAAGAAAGGGAACAUAAAUUAUUAAUUGAUAAACAUAGAAAUGAUAAAGUAUAAAAGGCUUUUAUAAUCAAAUAAUAAACCAAAAAUUUAGAAAAUAGGAAAUUGAGUUCUCAAAAAUAAUCUCUAUCAUUUCUUAAAUAAAAAAAUUAAAUAAUGAGAGAAUCAAGAGAAUUAAAUAGAGUCAAAGAAAGAAUUAUAAUUGAAAAAAGGGAAGCUAUUCGAGAAUAAUUAGGAAAGAAAUUAGAAUAUGAACAAAAGUUAAAAGACGGAAAAUAAAAAGGUAAUUACUAUCAAUAAUCAAUUUUAGAGAUCGAACAAAUUGAAACAUACGAAAUGGAUUUAUUGUAAAAGUUAUAAAACACAUAAUAAAUGUAAAAAACUGCAUUUGAAGAAUUAGAAUCAGCUUUAACAAUGACUGCUAAAGAAUUUGCAGAAAAAUAUCUACAGCCUAAAUAAAAAGAGUAAUUUACAUAUAGAUAUAUUUAGAGAUUAAAAUAAAGAACUUUCAAAUUCUAAUUUUGAAGAAGACCGAGUUUAAAUAAAUUAGGAUAGACCUCAUAUAGAUGAUUCUGAUAAGGAUGAAUCUUCAAAAAUAUCUAUUUAAUAAAUUAAUGAAAUAAAUGAUCCAAUUCAAAAAGACGACAUUUAUAAAGAUUAAAUUGAGGAUUAAAAUAAUAACCAAAAUUUUAUAAAAGAAGAUGAAAUUAAUUAAGAUGGUUAAAAUAAAUAAUAAUCUUUUCCUGAAGAUGAAAGAAAUUAAGACUAACAGAACAACUAAAAUGAAAUCCCAAAUGUAUUAGAAUCACCAAAAAAUUAAAUUAAAUAAGUUAAUCAAUAAAUUGAAGAAGAUUAAUGA